AUGUCUAGUGCUACUGGAAAUCGUGUCGCUUUCAUAACGGGCGCCGCUGCACAAGGACUAGGUCGCUCCAUAGCUCUCCGACUCGCCGAAGAUGGGUUCUCCCUGGCUCUCAACGACCUUCUUUCAAAGAAAGACAUCCUCGAAGACCUUCAGGCUCAAAUCCUCAAGUCCUAUUCCGACAAACAUCCCGGGCAGAAAUGCAUGAUCACUACGGGCGACGUCUCUUCCGAAGAAGAUGUAAAGAGGAUGGUGGAAGAGGCGGUAGAGGAGCUUGGAAGUCUGAACGUGAUGGUGGCUAAUGCUGGAAUAUUGCCUGGAUUUACGAGUUUCCUUGAUACGUCCCUCAAAGAUCUCGAUAGGAUGUUAUCUAUCAAUCUCAAAGGCGUGUUCUUGUGCUACCAAUACGCGGCUCGCCAGAUGAUCAAGCAAGGACGCGGAGGAAGGAUCAUCGGUGCCUGCUCCAUCGCUGGGAAACAAGGACACCCGAUGGCAAGUGCUUAUAGCACCAGCAAGUUCGCAGUCCCGGCGGAGCUGGGUCAAUAUGGAAUCACUGUGAAUGCCUAUGCCCCAGGCUUUACGUCCACGGAUAUGCUACGAAACCUCGCAACGCAGUCUCCCGACUCGAAAACCUUCUACACCAAUUUGGAGGACACGACGGUCCUGUGUAGGCUCGGUAAGCCGGAGGAGAUAGCGGCCUUAGUCUCAUUCCUCGCUUCAGAGAACUCAAGCUUCAUCACCGGUCAAAGUAUCGUUGUCGAUGGCGGAAGAAUAUUCGAUUGA
Molecule: messenger RNA, 780 nt
Organism: Stereum hirsutum FP-91666 SS1
Lineage: Eukaryota; Fungi; Basidiomycota; Agaricomycetes; Russulales; Stereaceae
Product: NAD-P-binding protein
Exons: 11
Coding region: 1-780 (259 amino acids)
Molecular function (GO): oxidoreductase activity, acting on the CH-OH group of donors, NAD or NADP as acceptor
Source: RefSeq, a predicted model, not a curated record